AUGGCUUCACUUUGCAACUACACACACCCAGAACUUCAAAUCACAGAGGGUCUUGUUCGCCACGAUACAGGCAUUCUUUUUCCAUACAAUCCCGAAUUCUACGACACCGCCACAGGACUAUAUGGCCCGGGCGCUAUUUACUGCUGGUACAUGCUCCUCACUUCCGUCUUUGCAAAUUGGUUCUACGGCCACGUCAAUGAGAAGAAACCAACUCUUUCAAGCGAUCUUGUGGGCGCAUUGGCUUAUCCAGCUUUCGCCGCUACGGAUCUCAUGAUACAGUCCAUACGCAUGAUUGGAAUAAAAGAUCGAGCUCUUGCUAUUAGCUGCCUCACGUUUCUUGACAGUGGUCCUCCUGGGCAUUCUUACAGUACCGAGCCACUAGAUAUGAAGGCAAUCCCUCCUGAGGCACUCGAUUUGGGACAGCGUGUGAUUGAUAUUCUGGGGCCUUGCAAGGUCUCAUGGACGGCGGGUAUGUUCCUGUGCCUUCUGGCCGUUUUAUUUAUCAGAUUGGAGAAGGUCCCAGCUCCAAAACUACGAAAUAUGCCGCCAUGUUACCUGAUAAUAUUUGCAAUCUUUACCUACAUAAGCCUAUCGCUUAGCGUCUUCUAUUUCAGCACUGGCGAUCUUGGAGAAGCAUACCUCCUGGUCAUAAUGGAAGCAUUCAACCAAGUGGUUCUUAUGGGAACCUGUGUUUUGACGGCCCUGGAAGUGGCAGUCAUACCUGCAUACCUUAUCCUCCUCACGUCAGCUUGGAGAGAAGGAAACGACGAGAAGAUGCGAGAGGCGCUGAAGACUCUCAAGGAUGGGGUUCUUCUCCUGAUAUUAGCUCUUGGGCCGGCAUUCUGGAUCAUCUUCGAACUCGAAAUGAGUAAUGUUCCCGACUUGGGUAUUCGAAUUACUGAGCGAGAUCAACUGGCGACUUUGAUUGUCGGGGUUGUUACGUUGAUCUAUACGAUUUUGGAUCUUCUUGAUAUUAUUCCUGGGCCGGUGGAUGUCGCGGUCGCCGAGGAGGCGAUGGAGAUGCUGCCACCGUCAAACGAUGAGGCAGAUCUUGUUUAUAGUCCCAUUGGUCCUCUCUAA
Molecule: messenger RNA, 1080 nt
Organism: Fusarium coffeatum
Lineage: Eukaryota; Fungi; Ascomycota; Sordariomycetes; Hypocreales; Nectriaceae
Exons: 1
Coding region: 1-1080 (359 amino acids)
Source: RefSeq, a predicted model, not a curated record